Molecule: messenger RNA, 1011 nt
Organism: Triticum aestivum (bread wheat)
Lineage: Eukaryota; Viridiplantae; Streptophyta; Magnoliopsida; Poales; Poaceae
Product: G-type lectin S-receptor-like serine/threonine-protein kinase SD2-5
Exons: 3
Coding region: 1-1011 (336 amino acids)
Biological process (GO): protein phosphorylation
Molecular function (GO): protein kinase activity; ATP binding
Source: RefSeq, a predicted model, not a curated record
AUGUCUACUUUCCCGACUGCCAACCCGCCACCGCGGUUUGGCAACGAUUCUCCCAGUCCCAACAGCUCCUUCCCUUCCUUCCUCCCCAUCGUCAUCGUGUUUACGCUACUGAGCAUAUUGGGAACCAUCGCCAUAGCUGGCUUCCUGUGCAGAUACGUCAAGAAGCACGGCCUCCAUGCCAUCACCAUCAGCACAGGUGCCGCCCCGGUUAGCACGGCACUGUACGCGGUGGCGCCGGACACCCAGAUACGGGACGCCACCGUGGAGAGGUUCCUCAGGGAGAUUGCUGGCGAGAAGCCCAUCCGAUUCACUCCGCAGCAGCUCUCGGGCUUCACCAACAACUACUCUGUCCGGCUCGGCGCUGGUGGCUUCGGUGCCGUUUACAAGGGCAUGCUCCCCAAUGGUCUCACGGUCGCCGUGAAGCGCCUCCACGCCGGACGCCACGACGACAGGACCUCUCAGGAGCAGUUCAUGGCGGAGAUGGGCACCAUCGGGAGGACGCACCACAUCAACCUCGUCAGGCUCUUCGGCUUCUGCUACGAUGCCGCUGACGUGCGCGCUCUGGCCGGUGCCACCGUGAAGUGCGACGUGUACAGCUUUGGCAUCCUCCUGUUUGAGAUCCUCGGCCGAAGGAGGAACCUCGACGAGACCGCGCCAGAGAGCCAGCAGUGGUUCCCCAAGCUGGUGUGGGUAAAGUAUGAGAGCGGCCGGCUUCUGGAGGUCGUAGAGACUUGUGACGGCGCGGACAAGCAGGACAAGAAGACGGCGGAGAGGAUGUGUGAGGUGGCGUUCUGGUGCGUGCAGCAGCAGCCGGAGGCGAGGCCUCCGAUGGGGGUGGUGGUGAAGAUGCUUGAAGGCGAGAUGGACAUUGCUCCCCCGGUGAACCCGUUCCAGCAUCUCAUGGCAACGCCGGUGGUGGCAAACAUGUGGACCACCGUGACGAGCAGCGUGAACACGGUCUCGACUGGGGUAGAUAUCGAUGGUGUUUCUCGUGAAAUUUGUUCGACAUAA